Messenger RNA from Bipolaris sorokiniana ND90Pr, 1219 nucleotides. RefSeq lists its product as uncharacterized. Lineage: Eukaryota; Fungi; Ascomycota; Dothideomycetes; Pleosporales; Pleosporaceae. Bases 148 to 1116 code for a protein of 322 amino acids. The record is from RefSeq and is a predicted model, not a curated record. The transcript has 2 exons.
CACCAUCAUUACGACCAACUGCUCUGAAUCUACCAAAUCUGAAGAUGAAUCAAUAAACUGUUGCUAUUGGAUCUAUGCGAUAUCGAAUAACUAUAUCAUCGCUAUAAACACCCGGAGAAAGAGGAUUGAAAAAGCUAGAAAGCAUCGAUGGCACAAACAUCACCAUUCCUCACCUUGCCAGGCGAAAUCAGAAACCAAAUCAUAUCCUACGCCUUUAAUCGUGCACCGGGCAGUAUACCAGCCUCGAGCCUCUCCAAAAGUGCCCUGGCACUCGCAUGGACCUGUCGCCAGCUAUACGCCGAAUAUGCCUCUCUUGCGCGCUCACACAGCGUCAUUUACCCUCUCAAAUGGUUGAGCGCACAGCAACUAGCAGAAAAAACACGAGCCCUGCUCGCUACUGCUUGCGCACCACAAGUCACCAAGCUGCAAAUUCUCCUACCAGCAUGCCUGGGAGAGCUGUACAUUUGCGAUUCCUCGGCAACAACGCGUCGACGCGUAAAAGGGUUCCACUUUGCCGCCGCGGGACUGCCGAACCUAGAAGAGCUGUAUUUCCGAUUUCAGAGCACAGAUUCCCAUGGUAACGGUGAUGGUAGUGGUAGCGGUGGCGCGGGCAGAGAACUUGUAGUACACAUGCUGUGGCGCUUGUUGUGGGAAAAAGACUUGUCGCGUCUCAACAAAAUCUGCAUCGUGCACGAUGGAGCACAGCCUUUUCUUUCACUGACACUGCUGCAUGGCAUGCUGGUCACCUUCAAGCCGCUAUAUGUGUCGCGCAGAUGGCAUAUCAAGUCGGAUUUUGAACAUGGACGGUUGGUGUUUGUAGAGAAAUCUGGAGAUAAGACAAAGAGGAGGAUCACGGUGCUUGUGGGAUAUAGCUUUCAUGAGGCCGAGGAGUAUGUAAAUGUGUGUGAGGAUAUUAUAGAGGACAAGCAUGCUGAUGUUGUCAUCGCUCGGCGGAGAGACUGCAAAUAUGUGGCUCCUUUAGAAGAGAUGACGGAUGCCGAUUUGAGACAGGAAGUUGAUAAUCUGCACACUUUGUUUCCAGUAUCUGCGACUGAAGAACCUUUGUUGCAGCCGCAUAUUGAAAAAAUACGUGCUAGGUGUAAUCCUCGUCUAUAGAGACUAAAGAGCAGCUAUUUGCCCUAAGUUGCUGUCCGCACAAUCAAAGAUAGACUCAACAAGCGUGAAAUAAUGGCGGUUUACAAGGAUGCCAAUCACUGUG